Messenger RNA from Phragmites australis (common reed), 1517 nucleotides. RefSeq names its product probable protein phosphatase 2C 41. Lineage: Eukaryota; Viridiplantae; Streptophyta; Magnoliopsida; Poales; Poaceae. Bases 345 to 1199 code for a protein of 284 amino acids. The record is from RefSeq and is a predicted model, not a curated record. Gene Ontology annotation, cellular component: nucleus; cytosol. The transcript has 6 exons. Gene Ontology annotation, molecular function: protein serine/threonine phosphatase activity. Gene Ontology annotation, biological process: protein dephosphorylation.
GACUUCUUCGUCCCGACGCGCAAACCCGACGAAAAAGGAAAAUUACUACGAAGCCUCAAGGAGAAGCCCAGCUUCUUCACUUCCUCGACCGCCCAAAGCUCCAGGCUUUGAACUCCUCCCCUUCCCCUACGAAUCUCUGGGUUCUAGGCGCGCUGGAUCGAUUGUUUACAAGAUUCCAUGAAAAGUGCGCGGUUUUGGAACGGCGUCCGUGACCGAAGUGGACCCUCGUGGUGUCGUGGGAGAGGUCUUGGUGGCGGUGUGGGUUUCUGAAUUUCUCCCCUUUCUGUUUUUUUUUUCUUUUCAGUUUCGUUCCUGGUUCGGAACUGAGAGAGAAUUUCGAAGGUAUGGCAAGGUUUUGCUGUUUUGGCGCCGGUCGCUCCGAGUUGACGGGGCAUGCGUCAACGGCAUCUGGUAAAGGGAAAAGCUGUCAGGGUCAAGUCAAGGUCUGCUAUGGCUAUAACCUUGUAAGAGGGAUGACGAAUCAUCCAAUGGAGGACUAUCAUGUCGCUGAUCUUGUUGAAGUGAAAGGAAAUGAGCUUGGUCUUUUUGCUAUUUAUGAUGGUCAUCUAGGAGAUACCGUUCCUGCGUACUUACAGAAGAAUUUGUUUUCAAAUAUUUUGAAUGAAGAAGAGUUUUGGACACAUACAGAUAGAGCGAUCACAACAGCUUAUGAAAAAACAGACCAAGCUAUUCUGUCACAUACUCCAGAUUUGGGACAAGGUGGUUCCACUGCUGUAACUGCCAUUCUUGUAAACGGCAGGAAGUUGUGGGUAGCUAAUGUUGGGGAUUCAAGAGCUGUUCUUUUGAAAGGUGGUGAAGCCAUACAGAUGUCAAUAGACCAUGAUCCAAAUGUUGAGCGUAGUGUAAUUAUAAAUAGGGGUGGCUUUGUUUCAAACAUGCCAGGAGAUGUUCCCCGAGUAUGUGGUCAGUUGGCUGUCUCCAGAGCUUUUGGAGACAAGAAUCUAAAAUCACUUUUGAGAUCAGAGCCCGACAUAAAAGUCGAAGACAUAGAUCACACUGCCGAGCUACUCGUUCUUGCGAGUGAUGGCCUUUGGAAGGUGAUGAACAAUCAGGAAGUCGUUGAUUUGGCCAAAAGGUUUAAGGAUCCACACGCAGCGGCCAAGCAAUUAACUGCUGAAGCGCUAAAGAGAGAGAGUAAAGAUGACAUAUCAUGCAUUGUUGUUCGGUUCAAGGUUUAAAUUUCUUACUGGCGACUCACGGAGGAUUGUCACGGACAACACAACGAGUUAAACAGCAAACCUUAGGCUACCUGAUGACAACAGUGGUAAUCUAAAGAAUAAUUACUGGAAUGUUGGUUGUAAAUGAUUUGUCGGCUCCAUUGUAAGUUUAUAUAUAAAUAUGCUAGGAUUAUUUGUUUGGCGAUUCGAAGGUACAAGUGUGAGGGCCCAAGAGUUAUCAUCUGUAAAUAAUGGUUGCAGAUAUUGGAAGUUAACCGUGCUACAUUGUGAAUUUGUGAGAGUAGACUAAAUAGUCAUUUGGACGGGUACCUGAAACAA